This is a messenger RNA of Mya arenaria, 2263 nucleotides long. RefSeq names its product ectonucleoside triphosphate diphosphohydrolase 1-like. Gene Ontology annotation, molecular function: UDP phosphatase activity; GDP phosphatase activity. Bases 529 to 1929 code for a protein of 466 amino acids. Gene Ontology annotation, cellular component: membrane. The record is from RefSeq and is a predicted model, not a curated record. Gene Ontology annotation, biological process: nucleoside diphosphate catabolic process. NCBI's taxonomy places the organism in Eukaryota, Metazoa, Mollusca, Bivalvia, Myida, Myidae. The transcript has 7 exons.
ACAUUGAUAUUUUCUGAAAUUAGAUAGGUAGUGUUCAACGUUACAGGCGCCUCUUAGAUGGUGGUUUAACUUUCUCUGACGGCGUUUUGGUAGAAUAGGCUUCUUCCAAUAAUACGACGCUUGUUGAAAGCGUAAUGUUUAAGUGCCAUACUAGAAUAGAAAACCCGAUUAGGUUCUGUCAGACGGGUAAUUUUUCCAGGUGCUGAAAAAAAGAUAAAUGGUUUUAAUCGGAAUAGUCGUGCUGGAGGGAUGCCGAAUAUUGGACGCUUAGGGAAAAAGUGUCCCGCUCCAUGAAUCAGUAGGCAGUUUACCUUUUGAUGCCGUGCUGAUAGGGAGAUAAGCCUUAUCGGGGAGGUACUUCAAGCAGGAUUUAGCGCACGACCAGAGUGAUCGUGAUUUGCCUGUGAAAUUCCCGAAUGACAGAUAAUUAGUGUCGGGUUUGACCAGGAGGGCACAGCCAAGUCGGUAUGGAAGAGUGAGAUCUUACUUCACGCCUGCCGCCGUGAACGGACAUGUAAAUGAAGGGAAAUGCAUAUGCUUUUCCUGCUAUGCAUGAGCACAUAUCUUGCCAUCGACCUGACGGGGGCCUAUGCCGCCGGCGAGGAGCACGACGAGUUUGGGAUAAUUCUCGAUGGAGGAAGUUCCGGUACAAAACUCAAAAUAUACAAGUGGACACGCACCGAUGCAGACGACAGUUCUGGAUUACCUAUAAGUGAACUGCAGCUGGUGGAAAAACUUAAAUUUACGCCAGGAAUUAGUUCAAAGGCCUUUAAACUGGAUGAAAUACCGGACUACUUGGGGCCAAUUCUACUUACAGCUACCAGCAUUGUUCCUGCGGAGAAGCACGCGACGACGCCCAUUUAUUUCAUGGCAACAGCAGGUCUGCGCGUGCUUCCUGUGAACGCGACCGAGGGCCUGCUGGAGGCCGUGGAGCGCAAUCUUCAGGACAAAAAAUGUAACCCGUUCCUGGUGGCGGCCCGGGGAGCCGCCCGCGUCAUUUCAGGUGAAGAGGAGGGUGUGUACGCCUGGAUGGCCGCCAACUACCUCAGGGGAUUCUUCUCCACAGACAGGUCAGGUCAGGCGGUGGAACCUGUGGGCGUGCUGGAGAUGGGCGGCGGUUCUACGCAAAUCGCCUUCCUGCCAUCGCAUUCCCUGUAUGCGCACAUGUACCCCGUCCGCCUGGGAGCCGUCACCUACCGUCUGUACGCGCACAGCUACCUGCUGUACGGACAGAACUACAUCCUGCAGCGCGUCAACGACUACCUGGUAGCCAUUGCCGACCCUGCCGUCGACGACGUCCCAAACCCCUGCAUGCUCUCUGGUGAUAAUACAACCCACACGGCCUUCGGCGAUUCCGUCCAUAUCUAUGGAUCUGCCAAUGUCACAAAGUGCCUUGAAAUCAUCGACAUAUUCCUCAAGUCCGCCGACGACUCCUGGUGUAACCCAAAGCCAUGCGCUAUUGGGGCCGUCUAUCAGCCGCCCGUGGCCCGCACGGACUUCUACGCCAUUUCCGCCUUCUCGUACGCACCGCGCCAUCUGCAGGCCGUCGACGACCACGGUCUCCUAGACAUACCGCUGCUGAAGGAAAACGCCAUCGCUUAUUGCGAAAAGCCUCUGUCGGUGGUGGUGUCCGAGGGACUUCCGGCGGCGUACGCGUCUCCCUACUGCAUGAUGGGCCUGUACAUCCCCGCGCUGCUGCUGGACGCGUACGGCCUCUCCCCGCAACGGAACCGCGUCUUUCUUCACUCAUACAUAAACCACCACGAGAUAGACUGGACACUGGGGGCCAUGCUGCAGCACAUCGAGGUCGCGAACGAAGGAGACUGCGAGGAAUUCACUUCCGGUGGAAACUGCCAUCACGCGGCUGUCUCAAAAUGCAGAUUCAUCGCCUUGAUGACCAUUUUAGUGGCAGUCGUGCUGGGCUCUUGACGACGGCAAAUCACUUAUAUGAAUACAUUUACAUCAGAAAACCAUGCAAUAUUGCGUUUAAAUGACAAUAUAGAUUCAACCAGUGUCUUUUGUGUUUGUAAGUGUUUGGAUGACAUUUCAGACAGGGAGUAAGUUUGUCGUGUUCACAUGUAUCUCGCUGAUCCUAGCGAUUGCUAUCAACCUUGAGAAUGGUGUAAGGUCAAGGUGACUGUAUGCAAUCAUUAUCAUGUUCAUACAAAUAUUGUCCCACUGUUAUGAAGCAUUUUAUACAUUUGUAGAUUUAUACUUUGUUUGACAAUAAAAGAAAGACUGUUGAUUGAUUGUAAGAAAUAAA